Molecule: messenger RNA, 1206 nt
Organism: Fusarium sp. VM40
Lineage: Eukaryota; Fungi; Ascomycota; Sordariomycetes; Hypocreales; Nectriaceae
Source: the annotation of a GenBank genome assembly
AUGACUACCAACGGACACAAAAGCAGCGACAUAUUGGCAGAUCAAGGCCACUCCCGUCUGUUCAAGCCAUCAAAUGCACCAUCUCUAGAUACCUUCAAAGCCUUGUGCUCUCAAAAGGCCACAAGAGAAGACUACCCGCUCGCGGCAGACAUCAACAAGAACGUACCUAUCUACAACCUCGCCGAGUACUCAACUUUGACCGAGGACCAAAAGUCUGCCCUUCAAGAUGAAUGGUAUAAGGCCCUACUGCACGGCCCUGGAGUGUUUGUCACUUCAGGUCUCUAUACAGACCCGAAUGUGAUUGAUCAGUCAACGGCCGCUUUCAACAGUAUCAUCGCGGAGGAGAGUCAGGGCACCAAAACGGCUGGUGAUCACUUCGCCAGCGCUGGCAAAAACGACCGAAUCUGGAACUCAUUCAGCAAACACGCUCUGCAAGAUCCUUCCUCAUUCUUCGACUACUUCUCAAACCCUUACCUGAACAUUAUCUUCGCGUCAUGGCUUGGCCCAGGAUAUCGUAUCACCACUCAGGUAAACAACGUACGACCGGGUGGCCAACCUCAGGUUUCACAUCGCGAUUAUCACCUCGGCUUCAUGUCUUCUGAAAGCUGCGGCAGAUAUCCACGUGCUAUGCAGGUUGCAAGCCAAUGCCUGACUUUACAAGGGGCUGUGGCUCACAUCGAUGUACCACUUGAGAGCGGUCCAACGAGGCUUCUGCCAUUCAGCCAGGCUUUUGCCCCUGGGUACAUGGCGUAUCGCCUGCCUGAGUUCAAUGAAUUCUUCUUGGAAAACUAUGUCUCGCUUCCGCUGCAGAAGGGUGACGGGUUAUGGUUUAACCCAGCUCUUUUCCAUGCAGCGGGAGAGAACAAGUCUGUUGACAUCAACCGUCUUGUCAAUCUAGUUCAGAUCAGCAGUGCUUUUGGUAAGCCCAUGGAGAUUAUUGAUGCGUUGCCUUUGGUGGAGAGUACGUGGGAUGUGUUGACCGCCGCAUACAAAGAGCAAGGUCUGGGUGAUGAAGUCAAAAUGUUUAUUUCUGCUGUGGGAGAGGGAUAUCCUUUCCCAACCAAUCUUGACAACAAUCCCCCUAAAAACGAGAGCAUGGCCCCUGAUUCCGAGCAGGACGUCAUUCGAGAGGCGCUGGUGGGAGGGAAGAGCAAAGCUCAAGUUUUGGCGGAUCUCAAAGACUAUCGGAACAAGAUCAGAGCUUAG